Messenger RNA from Marasmius oreades (fairy-ring Marasmius), 1895 nucleotides. RefSeq lists its product as uncharacterized. Lineage: Eukaryota; Fungi; Basidiomycota; Agaricomycetes; Agaricales; Marasmiaceae. The coding region runs from base 203 to 1438 and encodes 411 amino acids. Gene Ontology annotation, molecular function: heme binding; iron ion binding; monooxygenase activity. The transcript has 9 exons. The record is from RefSeq and is a predicted model, not a curated record.
GCUGCUCGCUCCUCCCUGUCUGUCAAAAAAAAGCGAGGCCCGGCAUCUCGCAUUCGCUCUAGCUGAGAAUCUAUGUAGUAUCACAUCAUUCAAGUGACAAAUCCGGGUUGGAUCUCCAGGUUCCCCGCUUAGCAGGCACGUAUUACAACCCACUUGAAUUUUAAUAUUAUGGUAACCGAACCACAUAUUGACAUCCACUAUAAUGGACUCCCUCUACUACACCACCCUCUUAGGCCUCUUCGCUACCUACUGUGGAUAUAGGUAUCUUUAUGCCUGCCAUAUCAGAUCCAAGCUCGACCACAUCCCAACCGUAGGCUCCAGCGGUAUAUUCUCCUCUUACAGUACAGCUUGGAGAUUUUUCAAAGAUGGACACACGGUCAUUGAAGAAGGCUGCAAGAAGUAUGGUAGCGCAUUCAAAAUUCCUACCUUGGACGGAUGGCAGGUCAUUUUGAACGGUCCCAAGAUGCUGGAGGACAUGAAGAAGGCACCAGAGAAUGAACUCAGCGUCUUAAAAGCUUUCGUUGACAUUAUAAAAGCCGAUUAUACGCUUAGUCCAGAAUCCAUGAUAAACCCCUACCAUAUUGAGGUCGUUCGCACACCUCUCACUCGUAACAUCGGUGCACGGUUUGCGGAUGUUAGAGACGAAAUCGUAGCCGCAAUCGACGAUAAUUUCCCGAGCGAAUACGAUUGGGUCGAGAUGUCAGUGAUCAAACCCAUCCAGAACGUCGUUGUUCGAGCUUCAAACCGCUUACUCGUCGACUUACCUCUUUGCCGUGACAAAGACUACUGCGAGCUCAACAUCCAGUUCACGAUUGAUGUUAUAACAGACGCUAUCAAGAUAGGGCUGUUUCCGAGGUUUAUGCAUCCUGUUGUAGGACCCCUGAUCUCAAAGGGGAAAGUCAACGUCAAGAGAGCCAUGAAACAUCUCACACCUCUUAUCCAAGAGCGCCUCGAAUUGUUGUCUGAACACGGUUCAGAAUGGGAGGAUAAACCCAAUGAUUAUAUCACCUGGUUAAUUGAAACAAGUGAACAACUAGGUGCUGAUUGGCAACGCGGCUCUAUUAAGGACUUCGCUGUCCGUGUCCUCGGUGUUAAUUUUGCAGCGAUUCAUACGACUUCUACGGCUGUAACGCAUGCUUUGUAUCAUUUGGCUGCGCAUCCCGAGAUUAUUCCGAAGCUCAGAGAAGAGGUCGAGGAAGUGACGGCCAGGGAGGGGUGGACGAAAGUCGCAAUGGUACAACUGAAGAUCAUGGAUAGCUUUAUAAAGGAGACACAGAGGGUUAGCGGGGGUGGUGCUACCAUCAUGUUAAGAAUAGCAACCAAAGAUUUCACCUUCUCUGAUGGAACUUUCAUACCAGCUGGAACUUCAGUCACACUUGCUUCACACGUUGUUCAUCAAUCAGAGAGACCUUUAACCCCACAAGGUUCUCUGACAUGAGAGAGAGAGAAGGUGAAAGUGUUAGGCAUCAAAUGGUGACCCCGACGCCGGACUGGCUUAUCUUUAGUGCUGGAAAACACGCUUGCCCCGGUCGCUUCUUUGCUGUGAACCAGAUCAAAGUGAUCCUCGCACACCUCGUAAUGACAUACGAUAUUAAAUUUCCUGACCAUUCUCCCGGAUUUCCAGAGUCCCCGACUUUUGCAGGGAUAUCGACGCCGAAUCCGAACGCAAAAGUCUUGUUUAGGAAGAGGAAACUCUGAGGCUAUGAGCUGGUGAAAGCUGGAGGCCGGAGGAUCUACCGAUCCAUGAAUGAUACGCUUGGACAAAUGGACUAGGCCACACUGAAGGACGAACAAGACUUUUGGAAUGUCAUAUUCCGGUUGUCUGAACUAGCUACUUAAGUACGUGUCCAUAUCCAAAUGAGAACAUGUAAAUACACGAUAUCAUGACUUGGCGG